This is a messenger RNA of Astrephomene gubernaculifera, 1129 nucleotides long. The record is from the annotation of a GenBank genome assembly. NCBI's taxonomy places the organism in Eukaryota, Viridiplantae, Chlorophyta, Chlorophyceae, Chlamydomonadales, Astrephomenaceae.
GGACCUGAUGCACAGGUGGGGGGGUGGGGGGGACGUUGGUGCUGUACCAAGCGUAGCAUACGCCACAGACACUACCUCCCCAAGCGAACCAACCAACCGACUUCACCCACUUCCCCCAGAUCUGCCAGGUUGGUCCAUGGCGACAUCAAACCCGACAACUUCGCACUUCGCCUCCCUCCACCACCGCCUGCACCCCCCGCGACAACCCCCUCGGCAGCCCCCGCAGCGGCAGCCCCCUUGCAAGCGGAGCCCUGGCUGCCUGACGCCGUAGCAGGGGCAGCAGCAGCGGCAGCAGCGGCAACAGCAGCGGCAGCAGCGGCAACAGCAGCGGCAACAACCGGAGCAGCAAGGGCAGGAGCAGGAGCAGCAGGGGCAACAGGAGCAGCAGCAACAUCAGGGAAUCCGGUGGGAGUGCUGAAGUGCACCAGCCGCCCGCAAGACCGAUGGCGCUGGGCGCUCUUGGACUUUGGCAGCGCAUGCAGCCUGGAGGACGGACCCGUGGGUCACCAACAACAGCCCUUGCGAGACCGGGUACGCUCCUGUGCACCUCCGCCCUCUUCCCGCGGCAACAGCACAGCCUCGCCCUCCUCCUCAUCAACACCAUCAACGUCAUCAGCACCAUCAAGCUCCCCAACUCCCGCCCCCUGGUACGACACCCCCUCCUACGCCGCUCCGGAACUGACGCUUGGUCUUCCGCCCUCGCCCGCCUCCGACAUGUGGUCCCUGGGAUGCACCCUGUACGAACUAGCCACCGGAUCCAAGCUCCUGCCCAUCCCGCCACAACUCCUAACACAGCACGGCACACAACAAGACAGCGGGGAUAGCGAGGACGAUGACGAUGCUCACGGCGGUUUGGGUGCGGCGGAGUUUCAUUUGGCGCUGGUAACUCAGCUCCUGGGCCGGCCGCCCAGGCAGCUCAUAGCGCGUGCGCCGAGGGCGAGUUGGUUUUUCGAUGCACGGAAACGGCGGUUAUGGAUUGAGGAGGAGUACGACAUGCCGCCUCCUCGCAGCCUCGCUUUGCGGAUUCGGGAGUGUGCAGGUGCAGGGGCUUCUGCUCCUGCUACAAUGGCUAUUGGGACAGCAGCAGCAGCAGCAGCAGCUGCUACGGCGGUGGCGGUACUAGAUGAGG